Loxodonta africana (African savanna elephant) is the source of this 2144-nucleotide messenger RNA. RefSeq names its product double C2 domain alpha (gene DOC2A). Gene Ontology annotation, biological process: regulation of calcium ion-dependent exocytosis; exocytosis; spontaneous neurotransmitter secretion. Bases 555 to 1817 code for a protein of 420 amino acids. The record is from RefSeq and is a predicted model, not a curated record. Gene Ontology annotation, cellular component: synapse; membrane. The transcript is spliced from 10 exons. Lineage: Eukaryota; Metazoa; Chordata; Mammalia; Proboscidea; Elephantidae.
CCUGUGUGUGUCUGCGGGGGUGUUCCGCUCUCUAUCGGCUGUGAUUUCUGGCUUCCUGGGGAGCCAAGCUCAAGGGGAAGCAUCUGAGGCAGGGGUCCCCACCUUGGCUGAAGGGAGCGACCAGGCAGGCAGGCAGGCAGGCACAUCCUGGGGUUGAACGGAGAGACAGUGAGCCGUGAGAGUCGAGAGGGGUGGGCCUGGUGCAGAGGGCUGGACGGAGCCUCCAAGGACAGAGGAGGGGGCCUAUGGGGCGCUUACUGGGAGGGCAGGACCCAGGCCAGACAGAAGCCCAGAAUGAGGGGCAGGAACUGGGAAGACGGACAAAGGGACAAUUUAGAAGUAAGUGAGCAAAACUGAGGUGGAACCAGGAUUUAUUCUGGGGGUUAGUAGGGUGGCAGCCCAGCCCCUGUGGGGCAAGGCUUGAGAUCUGGAGGGCCCAGGCCUCUUGCCUGCCCACCAGCUGGCAGAGGCCACCCUAUCCCUGGACACCCAGGAAAGGAGGCCAGUGAGGGCCCUCCAGGUGGACAGGGCUGCCUCAGCAGCAGACGGCAGGUAUGAGGAAUCAGCCCUGGGCUCAUGUUGUCUUCCCACUCCCCCAGCAGGGGUGCUGCAUGAGGGGCCGCAGGGGUGACCGCAUGACCAUCAACAUCCAGGAGCACAUGGCCAUCAAUGUGUGCCCUGGGCCCAUCCGGCCUAUCCGCCAGAUCUCAGACUACUUCCCCCGGCGGGGACCAGGACCCGAAGGGGGUGGUGGAGGCUUCCGGGAGGCCCCUGCUGGUCUGGCCCCCCUGGCCCUGGCCCCCCCUGUGGCCCUCCUUGGGGCUACCACUCCCGAGGAUGGAGCUGAGGUGGACAGCUAUGACUCUGAUGAUACGACUGCCUUAGGCAUGUUGGAGUUUGACCUUCUUUAUGACCAGGCCUCCUGCACGCUGCACUGUAGCAUCCUCAGGGCCAAGGGCCUCAAGCCCAUGGAUUUUAAUGGCCUGGCCGAUCCCUAUGUCAAGCUGCACCUACUGCCUGGAGCCUGCAAGGCCAAUAAGCUCAAAACCAAGACUCAGAGGAACACACUGAAUCCCGUGUGGAACGAGGACCUGACGUACCGUGGGAUCACAGACGAUGACAUCACCCACAAGGUGCUCAGGAUCUCCGUCUGUGAUGAGGACAAGCUGAGCCACAACGAGUACAUCGGGGAGACCCGCGUGCCCCUCCGCCGCCUCAAGCCUUCCCAGAAGAAGCACUUUAAUAUCUGUCUUGAACGCCAGGUCCCGUUGGCCUCACCCUCUUCCAUGUCGGCGGCACUGAGAGGCAUCUCCUGUUACCUGAAGGAGCUGGAGCAGGCGCAGCAGGGAUCGGGGCUGCUAGAGGAGCGUGGCCGUAUCCUGCUGAGUCUCAGCUACAGCUCCUGGCGCCGGGGGCUGCUGGUGGGCAUUGUGCGCUGUGCCCACCUGGCUGCCAUGGAUGUCAACGGCUACUCAGACCCCUACGUCAAGACGUACCUGAGGCCAGAUGUGGAUAAGAAAUCCAAGCAUAAAACGUGUGUGAAGAAGAAGACCCUAAACCCAGAGUUCAAUGAGGAGUUUUUCUAUGAGAUAGAGCUCUCUGCUCUGGCUACCAAGACUCUGGAGGUCACAGUGUGGGACUACGACAUUGGCAAAUCCAACGACUUCAUUGGUGGCGUGUCACUGGGGCCAGGCGCCCGGGGGGAGGCCAGGAAACACUGGGGCGACUGCCUGCAGCAGCCGGACAGAGUCCUGGAGCGCUGGCACACCUUGACAAGUGAGCUGCCCCCGGCAGCCGGGGCUCUCCCCUCAGCCUGAGCAUAGCUGCUCCCAAUACUUGGCUGGGCGGCCCAGCAGAGCCCUUGGGGCUGCGUCCAGCACCCGACCUUUGCACGAGUGUGUUGCACGUUUACACGGGGUGGGGUGUGCCUGCCCGGCACUUUCUGUCUUACUUUGUGAGAAUCUCCGUGACCUGUGGGCCUGUCUUCCUUUGAGGGACUGUGGAGAUCUAUAUUCACAUAUGCAAACUUCCUCCUGCCUGACUCGCUAUGAUACGCAAAUAUGCAAGCCACCCCUCCUGGCACCUGUGCAGGAGGAGUCCUGCCAGUGCCCCCUGCCCUGAGGCCCGCUGCCCACUCCUCCCUC